Molecule: messenger RNA, 1369 nt
Organism: Gordionus sp. m RMFG-2023
Lineage: Eukaryota; Metazoa; Nematomorpha; Gordioida; Chordodea; Parachordodidae
Product: mevalonate kinase-like
Exons: 9
Coding region: 11-1291 (426 amino acids)
Biological process (GO): cholesterol biosynthetic process; isoprenoid biosynthetic process; isopentenyl diphosphate biosynthetic process, mevalonate pathway
Cellular component (GO): cytoplasm; cytosol
Molecular function (GO): ATP binding; mevalonate kinase activity
Source: RefSeq, a predicted model, not a curated record
UGCAUUUGAUAUGAAAAUUAAAAAAGUUUGUGUUUCUGCACCAAGUAAGAUUAUAUUACAUGGUGAGCAUGCUGCUGUUUAUGGAAAGCUUGUUUUAGCUUGUAGUUUAAACAAAUAUACUUAUAUUAAAAUAGUUAGAAACAAUGAAGAUAUUAUAAAUUUGCAAUUUAAGAAAUUAGGCUUCUCCUAUGCAUUUAGCUUAGAGAAACUGUCUAAACAAAAUUUUACAUAUGAUGAUGAAUCUUUUAACUAUGAAUUUGAUAAAAAAAAAUUUCAACUAUUUAAUGGCAAUAAUUCCCAAAAUAUUAAAGAAUUUCCACCAUUAAUAAUGUUGUCUAUUAGAGCAUUUGUAUAUUUAUAUUAUUUUAUUGUUAUAAAAAGUGAUACAAAUUUUCAAUGUGAAAAUCAGAGAAACACAAGUGGCUUUAUUGUUUCAAUUGAAUCCCAAAUUCCAAUAGGAAUGGGCUUAGGCUCCUCUGCAUCAUAUUGUGUGUCUUUAGCAACUUCAUUUCUGAUGGUUAUUGGCAAGAUUCCUUAUAAAUCAAAUGAUUUUAAUAAAACUCAUCUAGAAUUAAUAAACAAAUGGUCUUUCCUUGCUGAAACCAUAAUUCAUGGCAAACCUUCUGGCAUUGAUAAUUCUGUCUGCACUUAUGGAGGUAUUGUUUCGUUAAAUAACGGGAGUUUGAAAAAAUUAAAAUUUUCAGACAUUCUGUUACAGGAUAAACUCAAAGUUAUAUGCAUCGACUCUAAAGUUAACAGGAGUACAAAAGACCAAAUCAAAAUUGUCAGCCAAUUGAAAUCCAAAUUUCCUUUGGUGGUAGAACCGUUGUUGGAUGCCAUCGAACAAAUUGGAAAGGAAUUUAUUAAUACGCUAUCGUUAAUUGAUGCUGAAGAUGACAUUGAAAAUCGCCAAUUACUUGAGAUUCCGACGUCUAACUUUGAUUUUGACAACUUAUCGAGUUUGAUGAACGUAAACCACGAUAUAUUGAAUGCCUUGGGAGUUGGGCAUCCAGAAUUGGAGAAAAUACGGGAUCUUGUUAUCAAUUUUAGUUCGAAUUAUGUUUUUAACAAUCAGAAACUUAGUAGAUAUAUUCUAAAACCAAAAAUGACAGGUGCAGGUGGAGGGGGAUACGUUAUAGCUUUAUUACCUAUCUUAACUGAUGCCACUGAAGACUUAGAAUAUGAGGGGAUGCUACUUGAAUUACAGAAAGAAUUGAAAAAUUUGGGUUAUGAAUCUUUUAUCACUGGGAUAUGUGGAACUGGUGUUAAAUCGUAUAUAGACGAAGAAUAAUUUUUUUUUACUAUUAUGUAAUUUAUAAAAAUUCUCAAAUCAUGUGUUUUUAAUUUUAUCAUCUUUUUAAAUAUUUUU